Aspergillus nidulans FGSC A4 is the source of this 1575-nucleotide messenger RNA. Its product is annotated as sugar porter family MFS transporter. Gene Ontology annotation, cellular component: membrane. Gene Ontology annotation, molecular function: transmembrane transporter activity. The record is from RefSeq and is a predicted model, not a curated record. Gene Ontology annotation, biological process: proton transmembrane transport; transmembrane transport; carbohydrate transmembrane transport. NCBI's taxonomy places the organism in Eukaryota, Fungi, Ascomycota, Eurotiomycetes, Eurotiales, Aspergillaceae. The coding region runs from base 1 to 1575 and encodes 524 amino acids. The transcript has 6 exons.
AUGUCCUUCCUUCUCAGAAAGCUCGUCCACAAUGAGGCGAUGCGAACAGACCCACGUGAGAUAUACGGGUGGAGGGUGUAUGCAUUGGCUUGCUCGGCAUGUUUCGGCGGCAUGUUGUUUGGCGUGGAAACUGGAAUCAUCGGCGGUGUCCUCACAAUGGACACGUUCAAAGCAAAAUACGGGUUGAAUGAGUUGGGUGACACGGGAAGAGCUAAUCUUUCCGCCAACAUCGUGUCAACCCUUCAAGCUGGAUGUUUCUUUGGUGCUCUCGCAGCGUCUUGGGUGGCUGAUAAAUAUGGAAGACGGCUUGGCCUGAUCGCCGCUUCUUUUGUAGCGCUCGUGGGAGUCAUCAUGCAAGUUGCGGCGAGCGGUCACCUGGAAGCUAUGUAUAUUGGACGCCUGCUCUGUGGUAUAGGUGUCGGCUUCGCGUCUAUGGUCAAUCCACUCUAUGUCUCGGAAAAUGCCCCUCGAGCCAUCCGUGGUGGUCUCACAGGUCUAUACCAACUGUUCAUUACAAUGGGAAUUAUGCUUGCUUUUUGGAUCAAUUACGGCUCCCUGCUUCACAUCUCCGGCGCAGGUCAGUACCUCGUCCCGCUAGCCAUGCAAGGUCUUCCGGCAAUCCUCCUCCUCGUCGGCAUGCUCCUCUGCAAUGAAUCCCCUCGGUGGCUAGCCAAGCAAGACCGCUGGGAAGAAGCACGCGCAACACUAUCCCGCGUCCGCAACCUCCCAUCGACUCACCCCUACGUCGAGAACGAAUUUCAAGACAUCGUCCGCCAGCUCGAAUUCGAACGCCAGCUCAUCAGCGGCUCUAGCUUCGUCGACCUCCUCAAGGAAAUGUGGUUCAUCCCCGGAAACCGCAAGCGAGCUCUCAUCAGCAUCUGGCUCAUGAUCUGCCAACAGAUGACAGGAACUAAUGCAAUCAACUACUACGCUCCCCAGAUCUUUGAGAACCUCGGAAUCACCGGCAGUGCCAACGGCCUCUUCGCCACAGGCGUGUACGGCAUUGUCAAGGUCGUCGGUUGCGCGUGCUUCCUCGUCUUCGUCGCUGACUCUCUUGGCCGUCGCCGUUCCCUCCUCUGGACGUCCAUCGCCCAAGGCCUCGCAAUGCUCUAUAUCGGGUUAUAUGUUCGCAUUGCACCCCCCAAAGAGGGUGAGCCCGUUAUUCCUGCUGGCUACUUUGCACUCGUCUGCAUCUUCCUCUUCGCCGCAUUCUUCCAGUUCGGCUGGGGCCCUGUUUGCUGGAUCUAUGUCUCUGAGAUCCCGACAACGCGGCUCCGCAGUUUGAAUGUUUCCUUUGCUGCUGCCACACAGUGGCUGUUCAACUUUGUUGUUGCGCGCGCUGUGCCUAACAUGCUGGCUACCGUGGGUGCCAAUGGUUAUGGGGCGUAUAUCAUAUUUGCUUGCUUCUGUUUCUCCAUGUUUGUCUUCGUUUGGUUCUUCGUCCCGGAGACAAAGGGUCUCUCUCUCGAGAAGAUGGACGACCUCUUUGGCAUCAGCCAUGGCAGCACAAAGGAGAGCGCCGAUGAGAGCCCUGCCGAGAAGCAAGAGGAGAUUCGCAUUGAGAAGACGGCCUAG